Loxodonta africana (African savanna elephant) is the source of this 4086-nucleotide messenger RNA. It is a transcript of the gene PTPN22, whose product is annotated as protein tyrosine phosphatase non-receptor type 22. Gene Ontology annotation, molecular function: non-membrane spanning protein tyrosine phosphatase activity. The transcript has 21 exons. The record is from RefSeq and is a predicted model, not a curated record. Gene Ontology annotation, biological process: positive regulation of granzyme B production; positive regulation of toll-like receptor 7 signaling pathway; regulation of non-canonical NF-kappaB signal transduction. Lineage: Eukaryota; Metazoa; Chordata; Mammalia; Proboscidea; Elephantidae. Bases 665 to 3097 code for a protein of 810 amino acids. Gene Ontology annotation, cellular component: nucleus; cytoplasm.
UUUGCUUCAUUCCAAAGAGAGUUUGAGGUCUAUUGGGGGAACUUAAGAAUAAAUACUCUGAAAAAAAUGCCUUCUCUGAUGAACAGAAGUUUGCCCCGAUCAUAUUGGCAAGAAACCUUUGGAGAAAGACUCCCCGCAAAAGUUGAGUGACUCUAAAAGUGUCCGUCUCCCUUUCUGGGCCUAACUGAAGCAGAGUUCAUUUGGAAAUGGAGGAUAUAGAAGGUGACACCAGGGCCUUUGUGCUCACUGGUGAGAUGGAGAGAGGCAGAAACCAUGAGACCUCUAACUCUGCCUUUUCUCUGUGAAGCAAGAAGAGAGGUGAAUUUUGCUUAAAUGUAGACUGGAACAGUCUCAGAGCUAAGCAGACCACACGUUAUUUUCUGGUUAGUCUCUUGUUUGUUAAAAACUUGAAUUGUAACCAGGCUCCUUUGUUGAAAACGAAGGCGCUAGGGCCCUGCUGUGAGAUGAUGGUUUUGUUGUGUGACCACAGAGGCUGGUUACGCACUAAUUUCCUCUAGGGCUUGUGAUGAAGUCAGUAAACCACAGCCUUCAGCAUACUCUGCUCAGGAGGCGGCAGUGGCUUCUCGGUGGUGUCUUAGCCAUGACACACAUUUGACAUGCCCUCCUUCAACCUAUUCAUAGAUUGUCUCUCUUGCUCUGCAGCAUGGACCAAAGAGAAAUUCUGCAGAAGUUCCUGCAUGAGAACCAAGAUAAGAAAAUUAAGAAAGAGGAGUUUGCCAAUGAAUUUCUGAAGCUGAAAAGGCAAUCUGCCAAGUACAAGACAGACAAAAUCUAUCCCACAACUGUGGCUGAGAGGCCCAAGAAUAUCAAGAAAAACAGAUAUAAGGAUAUCUUGCCUUAUGAUCAUAGCCUGGUAGAGCUGUCCCUGAUAACCUCUGAUGAGGAUUCCAGCUACAUCAAUGCCAACUUCAUCAAGGGAGUUUAUGGACCCAAGGCUUAUAUUGCCACCCAGGGUCCUUUGCCCACAACUCUUCUGGACUUCUGGAGGAUGAUUUGGGAACACGGUGUCCUGAUAAUUGUUAUGGCAUGCAUGGAGUUUGAAAUGGGAAAGAAAAAGUGUGAGCGCUACUGGGCUGAGCCAGGAGAGAAGCAAAUGCAAGUUGGACCUUUCUCCAUAUCGUCUGAAGCUGAAAAAAGAAAGUCUGAUUACAUAAUCAGGACUCUAAAAGCCAAGUUCAAUAGUGAAACUCGAACUAUCCACCAAUUUCAUUACAAGAAUUGGCCAGAUCAUGAUGUGCCUUCAUCGAUAGACCCUAUUCUUGAGCUCAUCUGGGAUGUGCGUUGUUACCAAGAGGAUGAUAGUGUUCCCAUAUGCAUUCACUGCAGUGCCGGCUGUGGAAGAACUGGUGUUAUUUGUGCUAUUGAUUAUACAUGGAUGUUGCUAAAAGAUGGGAUAAUUCCUGAGAACUUCAGUAUUUUUAGUUUGAUCCAGGAAAUGCGGACACAGAGACCUUCAUUUGUUCAAACUCAGGAACAGUAUGAGCUGGUCUACAGUGCUGUAUUAGAACUAUUUAAGAGACAGAUGGAUGUUUUCAGGGAUGAAUACUCUGGAACAGAGAUUCAAGCAAAGUAUUCAGUUCCUGAGCAAAAUUCCACUCUAGAAGCAGACCCUUAUCCUCUUAGCUUACCAAAAAGCUCCAUAAAAGAAGCAACAAUGAUGAACCAACAGAACAAACAAAGCACGAUGGUGGAAAAAGGAGAGACUUCUUCCUUUGACUUUAGGACUUCUGAAAUAAGUGAAAGGGAAGGGUUUGUUUUACACCCUGCUAAACAGGGCAUUUCUUUUGACUUUUUGGAGCUAAACUGUGGUUGUAAAAAUGCCGACAGAACUAUGAAAUGGGAGACAAAGACAUUUCCAAUGGCUGGGGAGCCUCUACAGAAGCAUCAAAGUUUGGACUUGAGCUCCAUUUUGUUUGGGGCAUGUCCUAAUUCAAAACCUAUAAAUGCAGCCCAAAGACAUUUUGAUUCAAAGCAGCCAAUAACACGGACCAAAUCAACUCCCUUUGAACUGAUACAGCAGAGAGAAACAAAGGAGUUGGACAUCAAGGAAGAUUUUUCUUAUUUGGAAUCUCAACCGCACAAUUCAUGUUUUGUGGAGUUGCAGGCUCAAAAACUGAUGCAUGCUUCUUCAGCAGAACUGAAUUAUUCACUGCCACGUGACCCUAAGCACCAAAUAUGUAAUGCCUCAAAUGUAAAGCAGCAUGACCCUAGUGAUUUUAGUGUACAUUCUUACAUGUCUUUAGCAGAAGACCCCUAUUUUUCACCAUUGCCUCCAGGUAGUGCUGGUUCUAAGAUGUCUCUUGAUUUACCUGAGAAGCACGAUGGAGCUGUUUUUCCUCGUUCUUUGUUGCCCACAUCCUCUACAACCAUAUUCUCUUAUUACAAUUCACAUGAUUCUUCAGCACCGAAUUCUCUGACUAAUUUUCCCCCACUGCUGAACCAAGAGACAGUAGUAAUGGCAACUUCUCCGAAGACAGAUGAUGAAGUCCCCCCUCCACUGCCCGAACGGACACCUGAAUCUUUUAUUGUGGUUGAGGAAGCCGGAGACAUCCCACCGAGUGCUCCCAGGCCCCUAUCUUCAGUCGUGAAGGUAAAAACAGGGACAUCACUGGAAUGGAGUGGAACAUCUGAAUUUAAGAAAUUUGAUGACUCUGUGAGACUUAGACCAACCAAGAGUGUAAAACUUCGUAGUCCCAACUCAGAUCUACAUCGAGAUCAUUCUUCUUCCCCACCACCUCCACUCCCAGAAAGAACCCAAGAGUCCUUCCUUCUUGCUGAUGAAGACUGUAUGCAGGCCCAAUCUGUAGAAUCUUAUUCUACUACCUGUCCUGACACCAUAGGAAAUUCAACAUCUUCAAAACAGAUAUUGAAGACUCCUGGGAAAAGUUUCACAAGGAGUAGGAGUUUGAAAAUUUUACGGAAUAUGAAAAAAAGUAUCUGUAACUCCUCCCCACCAAGCAAACCUGCAGAAUCUGUUCAGUCAAGUAACUCCAGCUCCCUUCUGAAUUUUGGUUUUGCAAACCGUUUUUCAAAACCCAAAGGACCAAGGAAACCACCACCAAGUUGGAAUAUUUAAUUCUACUUUGGAUUUAGGCAACAGUUACAUGCUUGGCUGCUAACUGAAACGCUGAUGGUUCGAACCUACCCAACGGCUCCAGGAAGAAAGACCUGGUGAUCUACUUCUGUAUGGAUGACAGUCAAAAAAAUCCUAUGGGUCAGUUCUCCUCUGGCACGUGGAGCCACUAUGAGUUGGAAUUGACUUGACGGCACGCAACCACAACAAAGCUGCAAGUUUAUCUGCAAAUAAAACUACUAGAAUACUGCUGACUAAAAUAAGUGUGGUCUAUAUUAAUAUCAACAAUGAAAAUGUGCUAAUGUGUUGAAUAGCUUUUAAAAGAAAAGCGGUAUGCAAAUAAAUGCCAUAAGUUGAGCAUUUUCAUCUCAUUUACCCUGGGUUGGAAAUAGCGAAUAAAAUGUGUCACUUGUGCUUAUAUGAGUAUGCUCUUUGAGAAACACACUGUUUUAGAAUGGAUUUAUUUUUCAUUUUUGGAAAAAAGUUAUUUUUAUGGAGCCCUGGUGCCACAGUGGUUAAGACUUGAGGCUGCUAAUCAAAAGGUUGGCAGUUCAAAUCCACUAGCCACGCCUUGGAAACACUAUAGGGCAAUUCCACUCUUUUCUAUAGGGUCUCUAUGAGUUGGAGUUGACUUGAUGUCAAUGUUUUGUUUUUUUUACUUUAUUUUACUUUUCUACAUAAACACAGUAUACACUUUAAAAGAUUUUAAGAAUUGGGUUUCAAGUAUUAUAUUUCUACAUUCUUAGAAUUUACCAUAAACCAAAGCCAAACCCGUUGCUGUCAAGUCGAUUUUGACUCACAGUGACCCCGUAGGACAGAGUAGAACUGCCCCAUACAGUUUCCAAGGAGCGCCUGGUGGAUUCGAACUGCCGACCUUUUGGUUAGCAGCCGUAGCUCUUUACCACUAUGCUACCAAGGUUUCCUUUACUGUAAGAAGUGUUUAAAAAAAAAAAAAAAACUUACCUCGUGAUUACAGUACAAAAUUGCUGCUG